Aspergillus ibericus CBS 121593 is the source of this 2650-nucleotide messenger RNA. RefSeq names its product putative cell wall glucanase (gene bgt3). The record is from RefSeq and is a predicted model, not a curated record. Lineage: Eukaryota; Fungi; Ascomycota; Eurotiomycetes; Eurotiales; Aspergillaceae. The coding region runs from base 374 to 2416 and encodes 680 amino acids. The transcript is spliced from 2 exons. Gene Ontology annotation, biological process: cell wall organization. Gene Ontology annotation, molecular function: 1,3-beta-glucanosyltransferase activity; glucan endo-1,3-beta-D-glucosidase activity. Gene Ontology annotation, cellular component: cell surface; extracellular region; fungal-type cell wall.
CUUGGGUGACUUCCGCGGGAUCACCUACGAAGCAGACCCGUGGUUCCGGCCUGCUGUCAGACUGUUCUUGUUUUAGUAACACCCAGUCAGGUUCCGGUCCUCACUACUAAGCAACACUACGACUGCUGCUGUUGCUGCUGCUGCCGUCGUCGUCGUCGCUGCUGUUACCUUCCCAGAGACCGCUUUUCUGCCCUUGCCUCGUUCUACGUGCUGUCUUAGUUGGGUCUUUCACCAUCUCUCUCCCUCUUGCCCUCCUUCAUCUCCUUUUUCCGCCACCAGCUUUCUACCCAUCUUAUUCUUACUUACCUACUGUCUCGAUCUUCCCUAAGUCGUCUAGGUUAUCUCAGUAGCGCCGUUCGUUACAGCUUCCAGCAUGGCCGGUGCCAACCGGCCCUUUAGUUACAGUCGCGGCGAUGAUGGGUUGGUGCGACCAGACACGAAAGUGAUUCCGCCCAUGCGAUCGGCAGAUGAAGGCCUCUACAGCACAUCAUACGGAGAGACGUCGCCCAUUUCUGCUCGGGAUCAGGCGCAGAGUCGGCUGUUCGAUCGCGGUCUGCCCUCAGUUCCGGAGGGUCAGCGUCUAGAGCGGCACUUCACUGCCACACCGGGUAUGGACAAUCUCGGCCCAGCUGCUGUGGGCGGCGGAAUCAGUGGUAUCGCGCUUGGCGUGGCCAAUUCUCAUAAUCGCCGGAGUGGGGUUGACGCUUUCAGGGAAACAGAUGGUCCGCUUCACAAUGUCCCCGCAGAACGGGAUUUCAACACCACAGGCUCCGAUAAUCCCUAUGUCCCCGCACCGCCGGAUGGAGCGGUAUACUCCAGUUCGGAGACGUCGCGACUUCGCGAUUCCUACGGUUCUUAUGUCGGACCUGGAACUGGGUCGGGUUCAGCAGAUCAUGGAACACCAGGGACCACUCCAUCUCAACGUAGCUUCUUUGAUAGUCCGUAUCAAGGUGUCGAUGCGGGACCAUAUCAACGGCACUCGGCCUACAGUUCUCACGACUAUCCGCUCGUCAUUAAUCCGGACGAUAUUGCUGACGACGGGGAUGAUGGUUUUGCUGUUGUUCCGAAGGGAGCGGGGAACUACAGAUCUAACGGUGGUAUACCUGCUGCAGGGGCUGGCGGUGCCGCGGCUACCGGGGGGUUUUUUGGUUGGCUUCGAACCCUUUUCAAAGGGAAACCUGACCCUAACCGCCCUUACGGCGCAGUCUCCGGUGAUGGUCUGGAAAUCGUCGAAAAGGGUCAAGGGGGUACACACAUAAUCGGCGGAGGCAGCCGCAAGCGCGGUUGGAUUGUUGGGCUCGUUCUGGCGUCGAUAAUCAUCGGGGCUAUUGUUGGGGGUGCUAUUGGGGGUACACUCGGCCAUCAAGAACAUGACGGGGAUCCAUCGUCGGUGGGAGGAUCCAGUGGCUCGGAUGGUACGAAAGACAGCGAUGGAUUGCUCGACAAGAAUUCCGACGAGAUCAAGGCCCUCAUGAAUAACCCAAACCUCCACAAGGUGUUUCCUGGUAUGGACUACACCCCUUGGGGGGUGCAAUAUCCGCUGUGCCUCCAAUACCCUCCGUCGCAGAAUAAUGUUACCCGCGAUCUAGCGGUUCUGACCCAGUUGACAAAUACCAUCCGGCUGUACGGCACCGACUGCAAUCAGACGGAGAUGGUCCUUAAUGCCAUUGAUCGGUUGCAGUUGACGAACAUGAAGGUCUGGCUGGGCGUCUGGAUUGACACCAACCAGACGACGACGGAUCGACAGAUCAGCCAACUGUAUAAGAUCGUUGAGGACGCGAACGACACCUCCAUCUUCAAAGGGGCAAUUGUCGGCAAUGAGGCCCUAUAUCGAGCAGGCUCCGAUGUGGCUAGCGCCGAAACGAACCUGAUCGGCUACAUCAACGAUGUGAAGGACCACUUCAGGCAGAAGAACAUCAAUCUCCCGGUGGGCACGUCGGACCUGGGCGAUAAUUGGAACGCGCAACUCGUCAGUGCCGCCGACUUUGUCAUGUCGAACAUCCAUCCGUUCUUUGGGGGCGUCGAGAUUGACGACGCUGCCAGCUGGACGUGGACGUUCUGGCAGACGCACGACGCCCCGCUGACUACGGGAACGAAUAAACAGCAGAUCAUCUCCGAGGUGGGGUGGCCGAGUGGUGGAGGGAAUGACUGCGGAGCCGGCAACAAGUGCCAAAAUGACCAGGAGGGCGCCGUGGCCGGCAUCGACGAGAUGAACCGAUUCCUGUCGGAUUGGGUGUGUCAAGCGUUGGACAAUGGUACAGAGUAUUUCUGGUUUGAGGCAUUCGAUGAGCCGUGGAAGGUUCAAUACAACACGGAGGGCCAGGAGUGGGAAGACAAAUGGGGCCUGAUGGACUCGGCUCGCAAGCUGAAGCCGGGGCUCAAGAUUCCCGACUGUGGCGGCAAAACGGUUACGUGAACGCACUCGAUGGUUCGCGACUUUACGUCCUCUACCUAACGACCCGUGUGAUGAUGGAAUCGAUGUAUACAAGAUAUCCGAGAUACACCAUGUGUUAUGAUGCAUUACGGCUUGAUCAAUUUAGCUCUGUGGGUUGCUUGCGGUGUUUGAGCUUUCUGUCCUGGAUUGUAUUCUACUGGGCUGGUGCAUGGGUCGGCUGCACUCAUUCCUUUGCGGAGCAUGCCGACGGUGUAU